GUCAUCGAGUAUUAUCGAGAUCAUCCUCGUGGGAAUGGCGGCAUGGACAGCGGUGCGGGGAAUCUCGCCUCGAGUCACAGUUGAGGAGCUAGAUCAUCAGGUCGACAGCGGCAUGGGCAGCAGCGACGCGCGCUCUCCUGAGGUGAAGUCGCUCCUCCCUGACGAUGAGGAUGAUGACGAGGAGGAUGAGAGCUUAACGGAGAGAUUAUUAGGACUUACUGAAAUGUUUCCUGAGCCAGUACGUAACUUUGGAUACAAUGUUGGAACCUGCCUAUACACAUGUAUCAAAGGUUUAUAUGCAUAUUCGUGUUCAGCCACAUGGCUAGUCUUCAGUUCGUCUACAAUUCUUUUCGCGCCAAUUAUCUUUGAGAUGGAACGCGCACAGAUGGAAGACUUGCAACGUACACAGCAGAAGCAAGUUCUCUUAGGCCCUAACACAGCUCUGUCUGGUGUAAACACCACGGGUCUUCCAAUGGCACCGCCUGUUCAGCGAUAGACCAUUAUAUUAUAAAUUUACACGUGCACGCAUACAAGGACACGUACAGAAAUGCCCAUUCUAUCAAAAAAAAAAAAAAAAAUAAUAAAUCAUUCGAGUUUCCUCACUCAAUUAUUUAUUAGCGCAGCUCUGAUACAUCAUCGAAACUUUUACGUAAAUCGCGAAUAAAUGAUUUCUAUUGAAUGACAACUUGCGUGAAUCGAGCGCGUGUAAUUAUUUCUUUAAUUGGAGUAACUCUUGCAGAGUUGCGCGAUACGAAAAAUUUAGAGUAAAUAUAAAUUUGGUUCGAAGAACAUUGAAUUGCAACAUUUGUUGGUCUAGUCCACUUUCUACAUUUACACACAUAUACUUACACACAUGUUGUUCCUUUUGAUAAUUUUUACUAAAAACCAACAUGUAUUGUGGUAUUGCGUGACAUUUUAUUUUAUUAAAUACGUUGCGGUGGCGGCGGUGAUAGCGCUUCGUUUAACAAAAAGGAAACGACUCCGUCAUUCUAUUCGCUUCGUAAAUAAAUGAUUGAGAAAAAAAUUGAGCAAUUAUUUGUUACUAGUUACUACAUACGUUGCUGAAAACGCGGUAGUCAUAUCGCGAGUGUUAUUAUCUUUAAUAUGUCUUGUCUGUUAUAUUGUAAUUUCAAAAGAACAAAUAAAAGAUAUAGUGAAGUAGUGUCUUUAAUUGCAUCGUGUCAUAUCGAUCUUUCGUCGUGUAAUAUUUCUGUAAAGUUAACAAAUAAA
Molecule: messenger RNA, 1230 nt
Organism: Atta colombica
Lineage: Eukaryota; Metazoa; Arthropoda; Insecta; Hymenoptera; Formicidae
Gene: mge
Product: mitochondrial import receptor subunit TOM22 homolog
Exons: 4
Coding region: 35-496 (153 amino acids)
Biological process (GO): intracellular protein transport
Cellular component (GO): mitochondrial outer membrane
Source: RefSeq, a predicted model, not a curated record